Molecule: messenger RNA, 1370 nt
Organism: Carya illinoinensis
Lineage: Eukaryota; Viridiplantae; Streptophyta; Magnoliopsida; Fagales; Juglandaceae
Product: mitochondrial outer membrane protein porin 4-like
Exons: 7
Coding region: 307-1137 (276 amino acids)
Biological process (GO): monoatomic anion transmembrane transport
Cellular component (GO): mitochondrial outer membrane
Molecular function (GO): voltage-gated monoatomic anion channel activity
Source: RefSeq, a predicted model, not a curated record
CGUGUGAUCCUAAUGUGCGAAGCUGCUUUCGAAGUGAAUAGAUUUGAAAUUUUGAGACUAGUAGUUUGGAGCUUGCUCUGUUGCUACUUCUUUUACGAUUAUAUGUGGUUAUGCUGAUUGAUUAAAAUUGGGGUUCCUUGUAUGGCUUUAGAAUUCUCCAAAUCAAGUGUCAGUCACCAUUUUCACAUCCAAAAAACUGAUUUUUUGAUUAUCCGAUUUGCUUUCAUUGCGAUGCACCUGCCGUUUUAAUACGUCCUUUGCAAAACAUUUUUAUGGGGUGUGGAACUAAUCUCGUUCUAAUUGAAUAUGGCCAGUGGUCCAGCAUCAUUUUCAGAUAUAGGCAAAAAUGCAAAAGACCUGUUGACCAAGGAUUACAACUUCGAUCACAAGUUUACCCUGUCAUUGCUGAGCUCUACUGGGCUGGGACUUACAGCUACAGGUUUGAAGAGGGAUCAGUUUUUUUUAGGUGACAUAAGCACCCUGUACAAGAGUGGAAACACUACUGUGGAUGUGAAAGUUGAUACUUAUUCUAAUGUGUCUACAAAAGUGACUGUGAGUGAUAUCUUGCCAACCACCAAAGCAGCAAUUAACUUCAAAAUCCCUGAUCACAAGUCUGGCAAGCUGGAUGUUCAGUAUCUUCAUCCUCAUGCAGCAAUUGAUUCCAGUAUUGGACUGAACCCAACACCUAUUUUGGAGCUUUCAGCUGCAAUUGGGAGCAAGGAUCUCAGUUUGGGUGGUGAAGUUGGAUUUGAUACAGCUUCUGCUUCCUUCACUAAGUUCAAUGCUGGGAUUGGCUUGAAUAAACUCGAUUACUCUGCGGCAAUUUUACUGACGGACAGAGGACAGGCAUUGAAAGCAUCUUAUAUUCAUUUGGUGAAUCCUGUCAAUGGAACAGCAGUUGCCGCCGAAAUGACUCACAGGUUUUCUACCAAAGAAAACAGUUUUACGAUUGGAAGCUCGCAUGCACUUGAUCCGCUAACUGUUGUAAAAACACGCUUCUCCGACAAUGGGAAAGUCGCAAUGCUCUGCCAGCGUGAAUGGAGGCCGAAGUCACUCGUUACUUUCUCAGCCGAGUACGACUCAAAGGCCAAUAACGUGGCCCCAAAGUUCGGUCUUGCCCUUGCCCUGAAGCCUUGAGAUGGGCAACUGUUUUGGAUCCUUGUUUGGCAAUUUGAAUUUAGCAACUUCGACACAAUUCCUGUCUAUUUCUUUCCCAAAAUUCCAUGAGGGUAUUAUGUGUAACGUUGAAAUUAUAAUAAUUAGUUGGUGUAACGUUAAAAUGAUUUGAAACAGUGAUAGGGAAAGUGGACCCAUUUUUGGAGGAGAAAAAAAAGGAAAUUAUAAUGAUAAUGAUUUAUUUUUCGGUCCCA